Molecule: messenger RNA, 234 nt
Organism: Nezara viridula (southern green stink bug)
Lineage: Eukaryota; Metazoa; Arthropoda; Insecta; Hemiptera; Pentatomidae
Source: the annotation of a GenBank genome assembly
AUGGCAUGCGCAAAACCCAUGCGCACUACCCCACUACUGCCAGAAAUGGCCAGUUCAAUUCCUUCGUCGGAAGCGGACAGCCAUGCUGAAGGCGCCGACUCGGAGAGAGGCGGAGAAGGUGUACCAGACCUCCAGGAACAGGCGUCUGAAGGAGCUGGUGACAGAGGUUCCAUCCAAGCUGAAACAGACAAAAGGAGUCGGUCAAGCGAAGUCAAAAUCUAUGGAUAUAUCUAA